UCAAGCGGGCUGUUAGUUUCGUGGGACGAACCACGUGUGAUGAAUUGAUUGAUUUUCAUUUAGACUGCGAUGACUGUGGUGACGUCCACCUGGGUGACUGCCCAGUUCAUGGACCUCUCAAGUAUAUUAAAGAUAAACCGGUGCCCAUGGGUACGCCCUGUCGGGCGGAUCUGACCUUUCCUGAGGGCCUCGUUCUGGGCAGGUCGUCCAUCCCCGGAGCACAGCGUGGUGUCUACACCAUGGUGGGGCUUCCCAAACGCACGUGCUUCGGACCAUUUGAGGGCGUUGUCGUCGCGGAUACCAGCAAAGGUACCAGUUACACGUGGGAGAUCUGCAGUCGUGGCCGGCGCUACCUAGUGGACGCUCGCCCUCUGUCGCUGUCCAACUGGAUGCGUUACGUCAACUGCGCCAAUUCGGAGGCGGAACAGAACCUGGUAGCCUUCCAGUACAAGGGUUCCAUCUACUACAGGACCUACAAGAACGCCUCACCAGGAACGGAGCUGCUCGUGUGGUGCGGAACGGAGUUUGCCAGGGAACUGGGAAUCGUCACUUCCAGGUCUCAAGGUGAAGUCAACGAAGAAGACAACGGUAACAAAGAGGGAUGCAGGGGAAGUGUCUUCAAGUGCACCCUGUGUGGCAGUUUGUUUGCGUCCGAAGAGUACCUCAACAGGCACAACACGGCCAAGCACCCUAGCAAGGGAAUAAAGCAUCGGUGUACUUUCUGUGACUACUCCAGCGAUAAGACAAACAACGUUAAAGCACACGAGAGAACGCACACGGGAGAAAAACCCUACGUGUGUCCACUGUGCUGCAAGGGAUUCGCGCAGAAGGGCAACAUGGAAACCCAUUGGAAGAAACUACACGCGAGAGAGAGGGAAUACGAAUGUUCCACCUGCGGCCGUGCGUUCGCGCAAAAGGUCCACCUGCAGAACCACGAAAAAGUGCACACUCGCGAGAGACCCUACGUAUGCGGGCAUUGCGACAAGACCUUCACAGUGAGGGGCAACCUAACCAGGCACCUUCGCAUCCACGCGGGAAAAAUGUUCUACCAGUGCGAUCGUUGCGGAUAUGGCUUCGCCGAUCACAGCGCUCUCAAGAGGCACACGGUGAGUGUCCACACCAAGGACUUCCCACACAGGUGUGGAUCGUGUCGCCAGGGGUUUCGUUGUCCGGCCGAGCUCAGGAAGCACAUGCAGAAGAGACAUCCUUUCUUGUGAAGAACGACUUCCUUUCAGAAUGUAUUACUCGUAUCGGUUCAAUUUGUAAUGCCAGGUGAGACUCUUAAUAGGAUCCACCUUUAUUUAGGGUUUGCUGAAAUAAAUCCUGUUUCGAGCA
Ornithodoros turicata is the source of this 1335-nucleotide messenger RNA. RefSeq names its product histone-lysine N-methyltransferase PRDM9-like. The record is from RefSeq and is a predicted model, not a curated record. NCBI's taxonomy places the organism in Eukaryota, Metazoa, Arthropoda, Arachnida, Ixodida, Argasidae. Gene Ontology annotation, molecular function: protein binding; RNA polymerase II transcription regulatory region sequence-specific DNA binding; DNA-binding transcription factor activity, RNA polymerase II-specific. Gene Ontology annotation, cellular component: nucleus. Gene Ontology annotation, biological process: regulation of transcription by RNA polymerase II; embryo development; urogenital system development. Bases 147 to 1217 code for a protein of 356 amino acids. The transcript is spliced from 4 exons.